Molecule: messenger RNA, 905 nt
Organism: Zingiber officinale
Lineage: Eukaryota; Viridiplantae; Streptophyta; Magnoliopsida; Zingiberales; Zingiberaceae
Product: protein NSP-INTERACTING KINASE 1-like
Exons: 6
Coding region: 311-877 (188 amino acids)
Biological process (GO): protein phosphorylation
Molecular function (GO): ATP binding; protein kinase activity
Source: RefSeq, a predicted model, not a curated record
UUUGCACUUGCUAGUGUUAAAAGUCUACAGGUUCUAAGCAUUGUUUUGCAUCUGUGUGACAGAGAUUCCUGUUGAUCUGUUCCAAGAAGUGAAUUGGUUGUUUGUUCAAGUGUGCCUUCUCACAUCUGCAUAAGAUGCACUUCCUUUAAACCUACAAUAACUUUGGGAGUACCAGGAGAAGAAUAGCUUUGGGUUUAAUUUGAGUGGUCUUGUGCCAAGAUUUCCUGGAAGAACAUUUAAUGUCAUCGGAAAUGCCUUAAUUUGUCCAACUGGCAAUGAGAAAGAAUGCUAUGGGGCAAUUCCUAUACCUAUGUCCUUCAACAUAAAUAAUGAUUCUCCCGGUGAUCAAACUAUACAAAAAUCGAAAAGACAUACAAUAAUUUGCCCAGUAGCUUACGGUCUCGCGUGCAUCUGUUUCAUUAGCCUUGCACUUGGUCUACUUAUUUGGUGUCAUAAAAGGCGUAGCCAACAAGUAUUCUUCGAUGCAAAUGAUCAACACAAAGUAAUCUACCUUGGCAAUUUGAAAAGGUUUCAGUUCAGGGAGCUUCAAAUAGCAACAAAUGGUUUUAGCAGCAAAAACUCACUUUGCAAAGGUGGCUUUGGAAAUGUCUACAAAGGGAAGCUACAAGGCAGAACCUUAGUCGCUGUUAAAAGACUCGAUGAUGGUAAUGCGGCAGGCAGAGAGAUACAAUUUAAAGCUGAAGUGGAAAUGAUCAGCCUAGCAAUUCACAGACACAUCCUUAGGCUUUGUGGAUUCUGCAUGACUACUACUGAAAAGCUACUAGUUUAUCCUUACAUGUCAAAUGGAAGUGUUGCUUCUCGGCUCAAAGUAAGGCCAGCUCUAGACUGGAGUACCAGGAGAAGAAUAGAUUACUAAGGCAAAGAUUGAUGCAGAAGUAAGGGAG